AGCAACAGGUCUAAAUCCUGUCUGUGCACUGCCUGUCUGUGGAUAUCAAGGGCCUGAAACACUGACUGAAUCAUUUCAUUGUAUUGUUCCUUAAUUUCUAUAAACAGGAGCAAUGGUAUUCCGGACAGUGGUACAGCAUGCUAAGAGACACCCUGGGCUCAUCCCCCAGUUCUUCUUCAUCGGUCUGGGAAUGGGCGGGGCAUCUCUGUAUCUGGUCCGAUUGGCUAAAGGACCCCAUGUCACCUGGAACAAGACCAAUAACCCAGAGCCAUGGAAUAAACUUGAUCCCACGUACCAGUACAAGUUUGUGGCCAUCGGCACCGACUACAAAAGCCUAAAGAAAGAUGGACCCGACUUCUGAAUCUCUUGCUGGCCUGAAAAUGUAACAUAAAAUCCUGAUCUAGGGUCAAAUCCACUACCCUGCCCCCCUUGAUGUCUUUACUGUAUACGUGGAAGGAGAAAUGCAUUAUAGAUCCGGAUCUGUAAACCUUUAGUGUCUCUGUGCCUGUGUGAAGCAUGAUCUGGUAAACAGGACCAGCAUUGUCAGUAAAUGGACCCUGAAGGCACAUAUGAAUAUUUAAAAAGUUGAAUAUGUACUCUUUCCACAUAAUUACACCCGUUCUGGGGACAUGAAACACAUGUGCACAUACUCACCACUGCACCAGACAUAGUGUAUUUUUAGGGAUACUAUAUCACAGAUCAUUGUUUUGUUCACCAUGUUUUAGAAAUGUCAGUGUAUCAUUUUGAAUGUUUCAGGCAUCUAUUGGUUCAUGUUCACCUCUUGUCACAUAUAACAAAUAUUAUCAGACUCACAAACACAAAAAAAGUGAUGACUGUGUAAGUUAUGGUAAAAAAAGACAGGGAUGCAUAAACUGAGCUGAUUCUUUCAAUAAAUAGUGUGUCUGCUUCA
This is a messenger RNA of Cyclopterus lumpus (lumpfish), 910 nucleotides long. RefSeq names its product NDUFA4 mitochondrial complex associated like 2a (gene ndufa4l2a). The transcript has 4 exons. Lineage: Eukaryota; Metazoa; Chordata; Actinopteri; Perciformes; Cyclopteridae. The record is from RefSeq and is a predicted model, not a curated record. Bases 113 to 361 code for a protein of 82 amino acids.